Messenger RNA from Pseudozyma flocculosa PF-1, 2409 nucleotides. RefSeq lists its product as uncharacterized. Gene Ontology annotation, molecular function: DNA-binding transcription factor activity, RNA polymerase II-specific; zinc ion binding. Lineage: Eukaryota; Fungi; Basidiomycota; Ustilaginomycetes; Ustilaginales; Ustilaginaceae. The transcript has a single exon. The coding region runs from base 1 to 2409 and encodes 802 amino acids. The record is from RefSeq and is a predicted model, not a curated record. Gene Ontology annotation, biological process: regulation of DNA-templated transcription.
AUGUCCGACCGCUCCAACGACGGCCGCACGCAGCAUGCCCCAAACGGCGAACAGAGCAGACGCACGCCGCUGCCACCUCUCGGCAGUGACAGGCUACCCCCACUAGCCGGCCCGGGUCCCCUGUCGACGUCGUCGUCGUCGUCGUCUUCGUCAUCAUCCGCCAACAACAAGCCUGUCCUCAGCCUGCCUCCGCCGCCUCCGUUUCGCAUGCACUCCUACCACCACCCCUUGCCUGCCAGCUCCUCAUACAGUACCAGCUUCGACAGCUUCGAUCGCGACCGUGGGCAGCCCCCCACCCAGCAACAGCCCGUCACGCCUCAGCCCGCGCAGUCGGGCUCGCCCCACCGCUGGUCCCGGUCAACUGCCGACCCCGCCAGACCAGACAACGGCCAGGGCGAGCUGCCGCGCUUCCUCGUGCAGCGCUCCGGCUCGUCGUCGAACAACUCGUUCCAGCUGCCACCCCUCUCGGCCUCGCUCGGCUCCCUUCCCGGAUGGAGAUCGGUCUCCAACGGCGACGCCAUGCGCAGGUCCCCCGUCUCGCCAGGCGGUCACGGCCCGCACAUUGACGCCUUCCGUGAGAAUGCGGCCAUGAUGCUGGGGGCGCGCGUCGACGACCGCAUGCUCCCGCCCUACAGCCCUCCGCUCGGCGUGCCGACGGCUUCGCCCCUCGACUCGGCCAUGGCCGCCAGCUCGUCAGCCUCCUCCAUCGGGCGCGACGCCAUGGCCGCCGCCGGCGCCACCAGGAAGAUGGCCAAAGCUCAUGUCCCCUCGGCCUGCCUCAACUGCAAGCGCGCCCACCUCGCCUGCGACGUCGGCCGCCCGUGCCGCCGCUGCAUCAACCUUGGCAAGAGCGACACGUGCAUCGACGUCCAGCACAAGAAGCGCGGCCGCCCGCGCCUAAAGGAUCGCCAGGAGUCGCAGACGAGCGUCACCCGACCCAGCACCAUGGUCGACGGCGCGGCGGGCGUCGGCAGCGACCGCGCGUCGACCUCGCCGUCGUCCUCCAUGGGCCUGAUGCGCUACUCGCCGGCAUCCGAGCCGUCGUACUUCCAGUCGCCGCCCAGGCAGGCGGGCAUCCUGUCGCCGCCCAUCUUGUCGUCGUCGAUGUCGUCGUCGUCGUCGUCGUCGAUGAUGACGAGCACCGCGGUGCAUCGCGUCUCUGGCCCCACCCACGGCGCCCAUCCGCAGACCCGGACGCCGUCGGCUUCGGUCUCGGCAUCGAGCUACCCCUACAGCCGUCCGGACCACGCCCGCACCUUUUCCGACGGUCACGCCGCGUCGGCUCAACCGGCAUCGGCGGUCGUCACCAUCAUCUGCUCGACCAACCUGCAGUGCGCGCGGGUCUCCGAGGACUGCCAGGUGCUCCUCGGCUACCAGCCGUCCGAAGUGCUGGAGCGCUCCCUGUUCGAGCUGGUCCACCCGACCGAAUCGACCCGGCUCGAGGAGCUCUGGACGUCGCUCAUCGACCCCGUCGGCGUGCUUCCGCAGGCCGUCCCCGCCUCGGCCGAGGUCGUCAUGUCGACGCCGCCCGCCCGCCUCAUGGCGCCCGCCGCCGGCACCAUCUUUGUCCAGGAAAACAUGCGCCUCCGCCAACGCAACGGCAUGUACGACUUCUACAGCAUCCGCCUGCACCUCGGCGGCGGCUUUGGCGUCGACCUCUACCGCCGCGAGACGCUGGACCGCGCCUACAUCGUGGCGAGCCUGCUCAAGCUCGGCAACGACGCCACCCACCCGGACACGGCGGUGCUGCGCAACCCGUACGGCGGCGCGAGCGCUGCCUUUGGAGGCCCGGAGUCGGCCUUCUGGACGCCGACGAGCCGGGAGAGUGCCUCGUCCCGGCCAGGCGCUGCCAAGGGGUUUGACGGCCAGCAGGCGCCGAACGGCGGCGGCCUGCCCGCGUACGCGCCCAAGGCCGACCCGCAGUACCGGAGGCAGCAGCAGCAGCAGCAGCAGCAGCAGCAGCAGCGUUCGCCGACGUUGCACGGCUUCCAGUGCGAGCCAGCCAGGCCCAGUGGUGCCUCGGCGGGCUUCGCCAUCGCGAGCGAGACAUCGACGACGGCACGCGAGGCUGCGAUCGCGCGCGGUCCGCCGUCGCCCAUCCGCGCCGAAGCACCUGCGUCGCUCCCUCGUGCACAGAAGACGAGGCAGUCUCCGCCGGCGGCGUCGCGAACGGCAGCCGAAGAGCACGAUGGGCCCGCCCGACGUGACGAGGCGGUGCCGAGCUAUAGCAAGCUGGCCAGUCGCACCAACGCACGGCCAGCGGCUGCCGUGGCGGGCGCCACGAGUCCGGCAGGUAAGCGCCGCAGCAGCAUUUCAAUGUCGGCGACGUCGCCGCACGCCAGCUUCCGCAGCACGGUGCUUGCGUCGUCGAGGCGCACCUCGUCGAGCCGCGAUGGCAUCACCUGCUAG